AGGACUCACGCAACGGGAUUAAUAACACAAUAGAAAAGAAACUGCGCACGAAGCCUGGCAAAGUACUUUAGCCGUCGAGGGUUGCUGUGUGUUUGUCCCAGAAUCUGCAACGAUUUCAUCUCAUUUUUCUGCUUCAGCCAUGUAUUCGCGGAUAAUGGACGGCUUCAACUCUCUGGAUCCCUCCAGACUCCAGAUGUUGGCUGUCUCCGUAGCUGUAGGAACGGGAGGUCUUUUAGUCUACUUCCUUGCCUACCGAAAGAAAUCCCACACCCUCCCAAUGGGAGAUGGCUGGUGGGGGGCCAGUGAGAGAUCCUUUUCUGAAGAUGAAUCAAUUCGCAGUUUUGAAGUGAAAACAUCUGAUGAAGAAAUACAGGACCUUUAUAGACGCAUUGACCAGAGCAGAUUUACUCCACCACUAGAAGACUGCAAGUUUAACUAUGGGUUUCAUUCCAACUACCUCAGGAAGGUGGUUUCCUACUGGAGAAAUGAAUACGAUUGGAAGAAGCAAGUCAAGGUCCUCAAUAAAUUCCCACAUUUUAAAACCAAAAUUGAAGGUCUGGAUAUUCAUUACAUUCAUGUUCGGCCCAAGUAUGUUCCUGAUGGAUGCGUAAUGAGGCCCUUACUGAUGGUGCAUGGCUGGCCAGGAUCUUUUUUUGAAUUCUACAAGAUCAUUCCCAUGUUAACUGAAAGCAGUGAUGGGUUUGCAUUUGAAGUCAUUUGCCCCUCCAUUCCAGGCUAUGGCUUCUCAGAUCAUCCACGUAAGAAAGGGUUUGACUCUAUUCAAGCAGCUCGCAUAUUUCAUAAACUGAUGGAGAGACUGGGUUUUAAAGAAUUUUAUACCCAGGGAGGAGACUGGGGGAGCCUUAUCACUACCAACAUGGCUCAGAUGAAACCUGAGACUGUGAAAGGCCUGCACUUGAAUUUCGGCUUCGUGUCUAAAGGUGGCUUGAAGAUGCUUUUAUCUUUGCUGCUUGGUGCAUAUGUUCCUUUUCUCGUGGGAUUCACAAAAGAGGAUGUGAAGCGCGUCUUCCCUUACAUGCAAAAAAAUGUCUAUGAGAUGCUCUUGGAAUCGGGCUACAUGCACAUCCAGGCCACCAAACCAGACACUGCAGGCUGUGCACUAAAUGACUCACCAGUGGGGAUGGCAGCCUACAUUCUGGAAAAGUUCUCCACUUGGACUGAUAAGGAGUUUAGAGAGCUGGAGGAUGGAGGGCUAGAUAGAAAGUACUCCUUGGAUGAACUUCUUACCAAUGUCAUGAUAUAUUGGACCACAAGUUCCAUUGUGUCCUCCAUGAGAUUUUAUAAAGAGAAUGUGGGAAGAAACAUGGAAAAAAGACCUGAUGCCAGAAUUCCUAUUUACAGCCCAACCGGAAUCUCUGCCUUUCCCAAUGAGCUCUUACACUCGCCCUGUGUGUGGCUUCAACAGCGCUACAAGAACAUUGUGUCCUACUCCUAUAUGCCUCGGGGAGGCCACUUUGCUGCUUUUGAGGAGCCAAAGCUCUUAGCAGACGACUUCAGGCAGUUUGUGAAGAAAGUGGAGAAAUAAAGCGUUGUAGCUGUACAACAUGUUCACAGGUUUUUGUCACUGAGAAAGGUUUUUAUUGCUUUUCAUGUAGAAAUAAAAGAUAGCAAUUGGAGAUGCAGGCACCUGUAAUGUAAUUGUACUGACCAAGUUUUCAUUAAAAAUAAGCGCUAGAGUUACCUCUCCGUAUGCACUAUACUACAUUUCAUUUUUUUCUAAAACCCCGUACAAAUGUCAGGUAGCACAGGUGAGUCAAAUUGAAUGGUAAAAUGUUAUAGUGAAUCAUAAAAAAACGGGAAAAAUCUGCCCAUAAUUACUAUGCAGUUCCAAGAAAAAGUAAGUGAGCUUUUUGGGAUUUCCUGGAUUGCUGAAUUGAUUACUAAUAUAUUGUGGAAUGAUCUUCAUCUAAGUCAUGAUUCUAGGCAGACACAAUCUGAGUAAACUAAAAACACACACACAUUUGUACAUUUCAAGUCUUUAUUUAUCACAUUUAGUAACCAUUCACAGUGCAGCCUGGAAAAAGUGAACCCUUGAUUUUAAUAACUUGUAGAUCCUACAUUAGCAGCAACAGUCUUCACCAAAUGUUUCCUAUUGCUGCUUAUUAGCCUUGCACAAUGUUAAGGAGGAAUUUUGGAGCAUUUCUCACCUCAGAUCUGUUUCAUUUUACCAAUUUUCCUGAGUUGUCUUGAUUGCACAGCCCUCUUCAGGUCAUGUCUCAGCAUCUCAAUGGGGUUACGAUACUCCAUUCCUAAACACAAAUCUUCAUUUUUCAGCCAUCCUUUAGAUCAGUGUUUCCCAACCUCGGUCUUGAGGGCACACUGUGGCUGCAGGUUUUCAUUCUAACCAUCUUCUUAAUUAGUGAGCUGUUUUUUGCUGCUGAUUAACUUGUUUUGCCUUAGUUUUAAUUGACGUGACUCAGACCCCUUAAUUCAGGGGUGGGCAAAGUCGUUCCUGGAGGGCCGCAAUGGCUGCUUAAUAAGAAACACUUAUUGCUCAAGUAACACUUCUGCUUCAUUUUCGUUGUCCCGCUCAUUAAGAUUUUGAACCCUUAUUGCCUAUUUUAGUCUUAAACAGCUGUAGUAUUGGUAAACCAGCAGUUCUCCAUAUAGCUUGUUUCCAUGUACCUCUGUGUAUUUUUAAUGCACUAUUGGGUUUAAUUAAAUACUUGGAAGGAAAGUGAAGGACUGAGAAUUACUCAUCCGGUUUUAGACUUCAAAUCAUUUGGAUGAUAUCCUUAGAAAGGGGAAGAAAAUCUAGGAUAUGAAAAUGACUUGACAUGGCAGAGUUAAAGUAGUAACAAGCCAUGAAAUUAAAGUAUUGGCAAGAAUUGUUUUCUAAUUAAGCAAUUGGGUUGGAACAAAAACCUGUAGCCACUGCGGCCUUCCUGGACUGACUUUGCCCACCCCUGCUUUAGUUGUUUCUGUUUCCUUAAUGAGCAGCCAAACAAUAAUGAGGCACAAAACAAGCCACCACAUGACCAGCUAACCUGAAAAUAAAGAAAGGUGAAGGGCUCAGUCAUUUUGGUCUGCUCAGAUCACUAAAACAUCUUGACGGUGGUCUUAGAAGUAACAGAAAAUCAACAUGGUCUGCUGGGGCAGAAUGAGAGCAGCAACAAAUCAUGAUAUUCAAUAACGGCUUUAAUGAAUACAAGAAUUGGCUUCACAUUAGGAAACUGGUGGGAGUGAAAUUGGUUAGAGUUUGAUGUUCCAGCUUAGCUGGUCAUCUGUUGGCUCGUUUCACAUCUCAUUUCUGUUCGGCUGCCAUUUAAUGAAGAAACGAAUCAAUUCAGAGGACUGAAUCCUUAAAAACAGGGCUACUAAAAUGAAGGGAAAAGGAGUUAAUUAGCAGUGAAAACUACUCAAUGAUUAGGAAAAAGGUGAGAAUGAAAAGCUGCAGCCACAUCGGCCUACCAAGACCAGAGCUGGACACCCCUGCUUUAGAUGAUUUACUUGUGUACUUUCUGUCUUUGUCUUGUUUGGCCACCCAGUGUCUCUUAAUUGAGAGCAUGGACUGCUGCCCUUACAUUCACCUGUAAAAUGUCGUGACACCCCAUUGGAAUUCAUUGUUCCCUUAAUGACUGCAAGGCAAUCCAGGCCCUGAGGCAGCAAAGUGGGUCCAAACCAUGCUGCUCCCUCCACCAUGCUUCACAGUUGGGAUGAGGUUUUGGUGUUGGUGUGCUGUGCCAUUUUUCUUCCAAACAUCAAGUGGUGCAUUUCUGCCAGAAAGUUAAUAUUUUCUGUCAUUUGUUCACUGAACAUUUUCCCUGAAGCAUUGUGAAACAUCCACGUGGUCUUGGGUAAACCUGAGAUCUUGAGAAAAGCUGCAUUCCAACCCCACACCCCCACCAAGAAGCAGCAGUAUCUUUCAUGGCGUCCUUAUGUGAACACCAUCAGUGUUUCUCUAAUAGUGGACAGAAGACUUUCUCAUUUUGUAGACUUUUCUCAGAUGUUUUGCACCUCUUUCAGGAUUGUCCUUUGUGCCCUCGGAGUGAUCUCUAUGGGGUGCCAACUCCUAGGAAGAGUAGCUACAGUCCUGAAUUUUCUUCGUUUAUAGAUAAAUUGUCUUGCCAUGGAUGAAGAACAUUGUGGUCAUUAGCAAUGCAUUUGUAGCUUUCUCCAUCUCCAUGCAUCUCUAUAAUGCUUCUUCUAAGGUCAUGUGACAGUUGUUUGGCUGGACGCAUGGUUCACACCUCACAGUCUUUCUGGCGGAGCACAGAUGUGUUAGUCACCAGGCUUUAUUUAACAGCUGUGGCAUCUGUGCAACCCACACUUUCAAUCUCAUCUCCUUAACUGAAGCGUCUUUCUCCAGUUAGCUUUUGGAGAAGUCAUUAACACAGAGGGUUGCCUACUUUUUCCAUCCUGCACUGUUGAGAGAUUAUUAAAUGUGCUCAAUAAAGAGGUGAAAUGUAUAACUGUGUGAUAUUAGUUUAACCGGAUUCUGUCAAUCUAUAAUUGUGAGUUCUUGAUCAAACAUCUCAGAAUUACUCCUAGAAAUUGCACAGAAGUUCUGGCUCAGAUAAGAAAUUGUCCUAUCCCAGGGUAGGACAUGAGAAGUAGUUAUGAAGUGUCCUACACCCACUGCCAGGGAGGACUAGGAGUUCACAUUUGAGAAUGCAGAACAUCACAGUUUUACAGAACCCAGAGCCAUGGUGAUGCUUUGUAGAUUUUCUGAUACUAACACUAAGGCUUCACCACAACAAGAAUGAGAAUAUUCAAAGUAGUUGAAGAAGAAGAAGAAGGAAAACAUAAUAAGGUAGGCUAUUACACUAAGAUGCGCUUAACUGUAGCCACAUCACUACAACAUCAAGAAUAAUACUUUUACGAGCAAGACAGACACACACACGAAUGAGAGCUAAUCUUGGUAGUGGGCAUGUUUUUAAUGAACCAUGAAUAAUUUGCAGUUGUACUUCUAUAAGCAUUGUCUUCUUGCUGUUAUGGCUAUGAGAAUCACCUCAUAAAGUUACAGUUACUAAAUUAGCCACGGCUGUUCCUGCACUGUUUCUGAAGUUGCGUUCAUUCUUCCAGUAUUCCCGAUCAUAUUUACAGUCUCAUGCCAAGCCUUUCUCCGUGAUUCCCUUUUCAUCUUCCAAUGCCCCAGAAGUCUCCUCCUGCCUUCAUGAAACUUCAUGGGCUUGUAAAAUGUUACUGGGAAAUUCCAGUGGAUGCCCAACAACUCCACUACAAAAGAUCCAAAAAAGAAAAUGGAGAAAAGUAAAGCUUGAUGUUCAUGGGAGACACUUGAGAUGUACAGGCACAGGCCACAUUUUAUUGGUAAUCAAUGCAGAAAUCCAGGGAAUUCCAAAGAGUUUACUUUUUUUUUUGCAACUUUAGCAAAACAUCUUGACGGUGGUCUUAGGAAAAACAG
Molecule: messenger RNA, 5386 nt
Organism: Erpetoichthys calabaricus (reedfish)
Lineage: Eukaryota; Metazoa; Chordata; Cladistia; Polypteriformes; Polypteridae
Gene: ephx5
Product: epoxide hydrolase 5
Exons: 9
Coding region: 140-1546 (468 amino acids)
Biological process (GO): epoxide metabolic process; arachidonate metabolic process
Molecular function (GO): epoxide hydrolase activity
Source: RefSeq, a predicted model, not a curated record